AUGGCAAGCAAAAAGCGUGAAGUCCAGCUACAGACAGUCAUCAACAGUCAGAGCCUGUGGGAUGAUAUGUUGCUGAACAAAGGCCUAACAGUGAUUGAUGUUUACCAAGCCUGGUGUGGACCUUGCAAAGCCGUGCAACCUUUAUUCAGAAAACUGAAAAAUGAACUGAACGAAGAUGAGAUUCUUCAUUUUGCUGUUGCUGAAGCGGACAGCAUUGUGACUCUGCAGUCAUUUAGAGAUAAAUGUGAGCCCGUGUUCCUCUUCUGUCUCAAUGGUAAAAUUGUUGCAAAGGUUCAGGGUGCAAAUGCACCACUUAUCAAUAGAAAAGUCAUUAGCUUGAUAGACGAAGAGAAGAAGAUUGCAGCAGGUGAAACGGCUCGUCCUCAGUAUGUGGAAAUCACACUAGUUGACCAAUCUGAAGAAGAACUGGGGGAAUCACAGUAUGACAGUAUUGGCGAAAUCUACAGCAUUACUAUUUUGAAACCUGAUGCUGUACUCAGGAGAAAACAUAUAGAAGUUAAGGAAAAAAUUAUCAAAGAAGGAUUUAUCGUAGAAGCACAGGACAACACGUUUCUCCCUGAAGAGCUAGUGAGGGAAUUCUAUAUUCAUUUAGCAGACCAGCCCGACUUUGAAGAGUUUGUAGCUUUUGUAAUAAGCGGCCUAAGCUGUGUGCUCCUUACAUCUCAAGGAGAAGAAGAGAUUAUCCAGGAAGAAAUUCAAUCUCAGUCUGAAGAAGAAGAGGAAGAAUUAUCUGAGCAUCCAGAUGAGCCUCACGUUAAAUUUGCAACCAUGGUGGCGAUGAAAAAGAAACGGGACAGUUUGCAAGAGUAUUUGGAAAGACAACAUAUAGCUGAGUUUUGUGAUGUUGAGGAUGAUCCAUCUAAGGUUUCUAAAUUCAUUGACAUCUUAUUCCCUGAUUUCAAAACCAUGAAAAGCAUGAAUAUCCAAAGGACCCUGGCAUUACUGCGGCCAGAAGUCUAUGAGGACAGGAAAGAUGGCGUUUUGGACAUUAUUCAGAAGGAAGGGUUCACCAUACUGAUGCAGAGACAAAUAUUAUUAUCAGAGGAAGAAGCCAGAACAGUGUGCAAGAACUAUGAGAAUGAAGAGUACUUUAGUAAACUUUUAGCAUACAUGUCCAGCAGUCCAUCUUACGUCCUUGUUCUAUUGAGGGCAAAUGCUUUGGAAUAUUGGAAAGAGUUAAUGGGACCAAAAACUGUUGAGGAAGCAUUCGCAUCUGAUCAAGAGAGUUUAUGUGCACAGUUUGCCACAGGAAAUUUCCCUAUCAACCAGUUCUAUGGAAGCAGUUCAAGGGCAGUGGCUGAGAAGGAAAUAGAGUACUUCUUUCCUCCUCAGAGCACGCUGGCACUGAUCAAGCCCCACGUGACUCAGGAACAAAGACUGGAGAUCCUGAGGGCCAUUAAAGAGGCAGGAUUUGAGAUAACUAUGCUGAAAGAAAUGCUUCUGACUCCCGAGCAUGCCAACAAAGUUUAUUACAAAAUAACAGGAAGAGACUUUUAUAAAAACGUCUUGGAAGUCUUAUCUUCGGGCACAUCUAUAAUCAUGGUACUGACCAAGUGGAACGCUGUUGCAGAAUGGAGACGAAUGAUGGGUCCGGUAGACCCAGAAGAAGCAAAACUGCUCUCCCCAGAUUCCCUCCGAGCCAAUUAUGGACUAGACAUUUUGAGAAAUGCUGUCCAUGGGGCAUCUAAUGCAUCUGAAGCAGCAGUCAGCAUCAAUAAUGUGUUCACAGAGGAUAAUCCCGAAGACUAG
Chionomys nivalis (European snow vole) is the source of this 1770-nucleotide messenger RNA. It is a transcript of the gene Nme8, whose product is annotated as NME/NM23 family member 8. NCBI's taxonomy places the organism in Eukaryota, Metazoa, Chordata, Mammalia, Rodentia, Cricetidae. The record is from RefSeq and is a predicted model, not a curated record. The transcript has 15 exons. Bases 1 to 1770 code for a protein of 589 amino acids.